This is a messenger RNA of Equus quagga, 3310 nucleotides long. Its product is annotated as paraneoplastic antigen-like protein 5. Lineage: Eukaryota; Metazoa; Chordata; Mammalia; Perissodactyla; Equidae. Bases 464 to 1798 code for a protein of 444 amino acids. The transcript is spliced from 4 exons. The record is from RefSeq and is a predicted model, not a curated record.
UAACCCUGCCCAGAGCCAUUGCAUUCAGGACAAGUGGCUCUGGGCCUUCCCCUGGAGGGAAAGCGGUUUCAGUCCUUCCUCUCCUGGCCUGCGCCAGCUUCCACUGACCAGACGUAUUCCUGCUCCUGAAUGGGGGGUGUUUGAGAUCCAGUGGAGCAGUACCCACCAUCCCAGGGCCAGGAACUGCCUGACUGUGGACAGAGCUAGAGGGCAAGCCAAGAUUGAGUGUCAGUGGAAUCCCAGAGUCUUCAGUGCAAUCGGGGCCUUCCUCAGCGUGGUACCUGCAGCACACGCAGCAGAGUCCUCAGAUUUUGAGGAGGAACCCACGGCAGGAGGAGCCUGUGGAAACCUGGAACACGUCUGCCUUCGUACUUGGCACCGGCUCGGAAUUCUUUGAGUCCUGGUCAAACUGCGAGCUGAUUACUGCCCCUAGUAUUAGAUCAGUCCAUAGAUAGUGGGAGCAAUGGCCGUGACACUGUUAGAAGAUUGGUGCAAGGGGAUGGACCUGGACCCCAGGAAGGCCCUGCUGAUCGUGGGGAUCCCCGUGGAGUGCAGUGAGGCUGAAAUUAAAGAGACCGUGAAGGCAGGCUUACAGCCCCUGUGCGCUUACAAGGUGCUGGGCAGAAUGUUCAGAAGAGAAGACAAUGCUAAGGCAGUCUUCAUCGAAUUGGCCGACACCGUCAAUUAUGCUAUGAUGCCCAGUGAGAUACCAGGAAAGGGAGGUGCUUGGCAAGUGGUGGUAAAACCCCGUAAUCCUGAUGAUGAAUUUAUCACUAGACUGAACUACUUCCUGAAAGAUGAGGGCCGGAGAAUGGUAGAUGUGGCCAAAAGCCUAGGGUAUAGCACUCUCACUGAGGGCAUGGAGCCAGAGGGCUUGGCCCAAGUCAAACUACCAGUUUUGCAACCUCUGAAAGAAAGCAUGUGGUACCGAAAACUGAAAGUGUUUUCGGGAAGUGUUUCCCCAGGCCCAGGCGAAGAGAACUUUGAAGGCUGGCUAGAGCAGGUCACUGAGAUGAUGCAGAUAUGGCAAGUGCCUGAGGUGGAGAAGAUGCGGCGUUUGCUGGAGAGCUUACGUGGCUCCGCCCUGUCAAUAAUGCGGGUGCUCCGGGCCAACAAUGACUCUAUGACUAUGGAGCAGUGCCUGGACGCCCUGAAGGAGAUCUUUGGGGAUAAAGAGGACUGGAGAACCUCACAGUUUAAGUUCCUCCAGACCUUUCAGAAGACUGGCGAGAAAAUCUCUGUGUUCUUGCUUCGGUUGGAGCCCCUGCUGCAGAGGGCCGUGCAGCAGAGCCCCUUUUCGAUGCACAGCACAGACAUGAUCCGCCUGAAACACAUCCUAGCUAGGGCCUCCAUGACCACCACCCUCCGGGGCAAGCUUGAGAUCCUGGAUCAGCGGGGACAUCCUCCCACUUUUCUGGAGUUAGUGAAACUCAUUCGAGAUGAAGAGGAGUGGGAGACUACCAUGGCAGUGACGAAGGAGAGGGAGAGGCAAGUAGGAAGGGGCCACAUGGCCUUUGGCAGGCAGGUAGUAGCAGAAGCCAGUGUCCCCAUGCCUCAGGUCAUUGUGCAGGCAGGGUUGUUUAGGGAGAGCAGCACCCAGACCCGCCUGGAAGGGGCAGUCCCAGCACUGAAGCGCGGGCGAACGCCAUGCCUCUAUGGUAGUGGAGAGGAAGGCCACAGCCAGGCAGCAUGUCCUAGGGCCAAGAGCCAACCUCUAGCAAAGCAGAGGCCUCAGUUUGCAGCAGAAGAGUCGGGAAACGAGACAGGGGCUGGGGCCAUGAGCCACCCCGAGCCCUAGGAAGCAUAGGCUCAAGAGAUGCAGGCAGCCCUUCCUCUGGCAAGCAGCAGAAAGAUUUUAAGAAGGGGAAGAGGCAGUCCACACAAACAGCAGGGGACUUGAGUGGGGCAGACGGGCAGGGCAGCCAGGCCCAGGCCGAGCUCCCUCAACCUUCACCAACUGGAAGGGUCUCCAUCCACCAAGCUGAACUCAGCUCAGGGAGGUGCUGGCAACAUAAGCAAAGAUCAACCGCCCCUAGCACAUGGCGUGGUCCAGCCACUGGCAGAGACCCCGAUGUGGCAGAGGCUGAAGAAGGUGCAUUUGGGGGUUCUGGCUGGCCAGCCCCAAAUACCCACCUUGUGGCCUCUGAGUUAAGAACGCCAACUGGCUCCCAAGCCACGUGGGGCCCAGAGGAGUCUUCCCCGGGGUCGCCCCUGACAGAAGGGGCCAGCACCAGUGAGGAAGAGCUGCGCAGAACAGAGGUAAAGCUCUUGAGGGGAGGCCGCAGGGUCCAGCCUGUGUUCAGGAUCAUGUACACUGCCCUAGGGAAGCCCCAGGAAGGCAGCACCCUUGAGCCCCUGUGCAAGUGAGGACAGGAGGGGGUGUUGGGUACCUGGGGCGCCUGUACCCACAGAUGGCUUUGAUGUGAGUGGGUGUGCAGAGAAACCUUUGGUACAAAGCAGGAGGAGGAGGAGUAAAAGGAGGAGGUAGAAGGGAAGGAGGAGGAAGAAGUAGAGAAGGAUGAUGAAGAGGAGGAGGAUGGAGGAUUUGUUGCAGGAGGGGUGUUGUUUUGUUCUGCUUGUGUUUGCCCAGGGCCGCUGGAGACCUAGAGAAAGCAGGCAAGGGGACUUGGGACUGGGCUGACAAACCACAACUCAGCAGCUGCCAUUGCCAAAGCCAGCCCCAAACCCUGCCAACUCAUGCAGCCAGCCUGGCAGCUCCCAUGAGUGGCAGCCCCAGGCUGGGUGAGGGGCUCCUGAAGACGUCUGCCACCUGCACAGGCCUGGGAGACGUUAGGGGGUCAUCUCAAGGGUGCCAGCUGCCUGGGCCUCCCGACAGGGGGACCCCUAUUCACUGUGCCUUGGGGCAGGCUUCUCCCUGUUCUGGGAAGCCCACUUGUAUCUCUGUGGACCCCGUAGUUACCCACGUGUCAACUAAUCCACACCCAAAACACACACACACAAACACACUAGCCAUGAUUUCUCUGCAGAGCCGUGGGGUGUACGUGAUCCCAGGGUGGGGGUCCUGGCCUAGCAGGCAGCACCCUCUCGGCCCUGGCACGUGCUGUGAGCUUCACUGCCAGCCCGGGCUCUGCUCACUCUCGUCCACUGCCGUGAGCUCAACUCUGCCUUCUUGGUGUGGAUUUAGGCCAACCGUUGCUUGUUCCUGUGAAGAUGUGUGUGUUCUUAUCUGAGCAGUGGCCCCCACCCCACCCCGGAGACCCCGAGCCCAGUCCCAGGAGAUGCCUGGAAGGAUGGACAGACGAGGGCAUGGCCAGCGCUCACCCCGGGACCUCGGGAAGGAAGAACUGGA